AUGGCUACCCAGUUCUCUAUUAAUGUCACCAACACUGAAUUCGACAGCUUCAAGGGCGAUGAUCUGCUCAAGUUGGUGAUGCGUCGUUUCCUCGGCGUCGAAGAGUGUAUCCUGUCGAUGGUCGUCACGCAUCUGCCAUCGCCUAUUGUAGCCCAACGCUACCGUUAUACUCAUCUCUACAAAGGUCCACUCGACGAUGCAGUCGCCACUGCCAUCAAAAACUGCGACCCCAACGGCCCACUAAUGGUGUAUGUCUCCAAGAUGAUCCUAUCCGAUGGAGGACGUUUGGUUUCUUUUGGUAGAGUGUUUUCUGGUACUUUGAGUACUGACCAACAGGUCCGUAUCCUCGGAUCAAACUAUGAAAAGGGUAGUUCCGAAGACCUUUCAGUCACAACCAUCCCAGGCACGGUCGUUAUUGUGGGCCCCUGCGUUGAGCCUAUUGCAGACUGUCCUUGUGGAAACAUCGUCGGUAUCACUGGAAUAGACACCCUCAAGACUGGUACAAUCACAACGAGUGAAGACGCUCAUGCUAUGGCUGUUGUCAAGUUGAACGUCACGCCUGUAAUACGUGUGACCGUCACCCAAAAAAAUAGAGGACUUGCCUCGUCUGAUCGACGGUCUCAGUCGUCUUGCCAAGACUGA
Molecule: messenger RNA, 642 nt
Organism: Cavenderia fasciculata
Lineage: Eukaryota; Evosea; Eumycetozoa; Acytosteliales; Cavenderiaceae
Product: elongation factor 2
Exons: 1
Coding region: 1-642 (213 amino acids)
Biological process (GO): translational elongation
Cellular component (GO): ribonucleoprotein complex; cytosol
Molecular function (GO): GTP binding; ribosome binding; GTPase activity
Source: RefSeq, a predicted model, not a curated record